Molecule: messenger RNA, 2884 nt
Organism: Cladophialophora immunda
Lineage: Eukaryota; Fungi; Ascomycota; Eurotiomycetes; Chaetothyriales; Herpotrichiellaceae
Exons: 1
Coding region: 145-2628 (827 amino acids)
Biological process (GO): negative regulation of transcription by RNA polymerase II; chromatin remodeling; DNA repair
Cellular component (GO): NuA4 histone acetyltransferase complex; Swr1 complex
Molecular function (GO): transcription corepressor activity
Source: RefSeq, a predicted model, not a curated record
GUUCUUUUCCUGCCUGCGCUCCCAUUUGUUUACCGCUUGACUGGUGUGUUACACUCUAUAAAGCGUUCGUCGAUGGGUGAAGCAGUACCUGGCGGAAUUUGAAAGAUCGCUCUCAGUUAACCGACCCUCGACCCUCCCGUCAAGAUGGCUUCUACGAGCGACAUUCGCGACAUAAUGAACCUGGGCCAGGCAGGGCCUCGCCAGCCUGCGCCCAAGAAGAAAAAACACGUUGAACCUCAACUGCGCGUCACUGGUGUGAAGCGAGAAGUACAAGCUCUUAUGGGCGAUUCUGUCCCUCCCAUUGCUAUCGUCGAACAGCGCUCCUACAAGUCAAGACCGUCCAUCUCUCAGAAAUUGUUCAAGCCGCGUCAUUGGGAGGAGAGACCAUUUGUGCAUGGGGGAAGAACUGAUGGAUUAGUGCUGAGACACUGGAAACGAUCUAUUCCUGGCUCGAACGCCCGCGCCCCGGUUGUUGCGCAUGGCUCCGCCGAUGUUGAAAUGACAGAUGAAUCAAAGGCAUCCCCGCCGGUGCAAGAACUAUGGUUUGAGGAGGAGUACCCAUCUCACAAAUGGAAUGCAAAGGUCCAAGUACCAGCCUACACGGAUGAACAGUAUGAGAAUAUGUUAAAGUUGGAGGAUUGGACGCGGCAGGAGACCGAUUAUCUCAUGGAACUAUGCCGUGACUAUGACUUGAGAUGGAUCAUAAUCGCCGACAGGUACAAUCCAGAAGAUAUUCCAGCUCCCAAGCCGGCCACUCAAAAUGGGGAGGCCAAUGGCAGUGAGCUUAUUGUGAAACCUCAUUACCCCAAUCGCUCUAUGGAAGCUCUCAAGCAACGAUACUACGCCAUUGCUGCAAAGCUGAUGGAAGCGCAGACGCCAGCAAGCACAAUGACCCAGGCUGAAUUCCAACUCUGGGAGAAGAUGCGCAACUUUGAUGCCAAGACUGAGACAAUGAGGAAAGCGAUGGCGGAAAAACUAUUCGAGCGCACGAAAGACGAAGCCGAUGAGGAACGAAUUCUUCUUGAAGAACUUCACCGCAUCACCAAGAACGAGGACGACUUCAUCAAAAUGAGACGGGAUCUGUACUCGAGGCUCGAACCUGUGGCGCCUAUCAGAAGAACUGAAAGGGGGGAAGAACAGUCUACUGCCAUGUAUCAAACUUCCGGGGGACUUUCUAUGUUACUGCAGAGCCUUCUCGCCAAAGAGAAGAGGCUCAAGCGACCUCCUUUACCCGGCAGCAUCGAGACCGGCACCGCUUCCACUCCCACCGAAUCGCAGAGAUACGAUAAGGGUAGACACCCGCCCCAAUAUAAUCGGCGGGAUACUACCGACACCCAGGCGACUGAAGAAGCAUCCGGAGCACAAAAGAAAGGUUCGAUGUCUCAACCCAGUGUUCGAGUCUUGUCGUCUCAGGAGGAGGCAAGGUUUGGUGUUUCGCAUCCACAAGAAAGAAUUACAAGUGGUGUGCAAUUCCGCCAUGAGAAGAUCAAUCGCCUCACCAUGGCCAAGAGCCAAACUCAAACCACCAAGAUUCAAGCGGCGUUGACCGAGUUAGGCAUUCCACCUCGUUUGCUUAUGCCCACAGAGCGAGUAUGUCGAGAAUUCGAGAGAUUGGUGACUGAGAUCAACGUGCUGCUUGAUUGUAGGAAGGUUAAUGAGAAGAUUGCGACCGAGAUCAAGAUCUUGGAAGAGGCCAGGCGAAUCAGGUUGGGAUUGCCAAAAGAUGGAGAGGAGCCUGCUUCUUCUAAUAAUCCAGCCCAGCCUUCCUUUCCUACAACUACAGACGCAAUGGAAGUCGAUGAUUCUCAGGUGGCAAACGAUUCUAAGAUUGAAGACACUAAAGAUGACUCGAUUGCUGUCGCUGAGGAAGACCAGGACGCUGAAGCCGAGGAUGAUGUUCCCGAACAAAAGGUCGAUGAGAAGAGGCCUGGUGCAGAAGCUGGAGGGGACGAGAGCUCUAUGAAAGUGAAACAACAAGCAGAGGAAGCAGAUGCCGACGCGGAAGCGGAUGUGGAUCAAGAUGCAGCCCAAGAGACCGCUCCGAAACCGGGGGAUCAAGAAGAAGAGAGCGAAGGAACUAAAACAGGCGAAGACAACGACGAGGAAGACGAUGAGCAGAACGACGAAGGAGUCACAGCCGUCGAUGAGGAGGAAGAUGACGACUCUGACGAAGGCGGGGACGAAGCUCAAGCUGACCUUGAUGAGGAGGAAGAGGAAGAGGAAGAGGAUGCCGAGAUUGCGGCAACACCGCAGAAUGAGAGCGACGCGGAAGAGGACAACGGGGAUGAAGAUGACGAUGAGGACGAGGAUGAGGAUGAGGAUGAAGAGGCAGAAGUCGAGGCAGAGUCUGACGAGGAAGGAAAUGGCAACGAGGACGACGCAGGCUCGGACGAUGAAGCCGACAUUGACAAUCAGGAUGAAGAAGACAAGGACGAGGAAGACGAUGAGGACGAUGUCCCCGCCGCAGCAGAGGCCGAUGACUCGGAGGAUGCUGAGGAAGAGCCAGAUGAAGAACCAGCUGCUCCCAGCCCUCCACCACGCGCACACAAGCGCUCUGCAAGCGUCAUAUCUGCGGCAAGUCGCGCGGGAAGCAAUCGAAGUGGAAUUGGGAGGAAGAAGAGACGGUGAAUGCUCGGUAGCUAACUCGAUCUGAUUGAGAAUUGUAUGGCCUGAUUGAAUGCUGCCUAUGUAGCCGCCCGACUCUUUGAACAAGCACACCACUCUUCCACCAGUACCCAAGUCCACCGAGCCCGCUCAGGGCGCGUUCAAUUUCCCGUCUCUGCUGUCCAGCUGUAACCGAAUGACGAUCAUCACACUUCUCACAGAUACAUUGCCCUAUGGGCCAAAUUUUAGCUCCCUGGCCACUGGCCGCGCAACACUUCAC